Molecule: messenger RNA, 6550 nt
Organism: Amoebophrya sp. A120
Lineage: Eukaryota; Dinophyceae; Syndiniales; Amoebophryaceae
Source: the annotation of a GenBank genome assembly
GCUGAAGCCACUGGAUCGAGCAAGCUUCGUCGCCGGCAAAGAGACUCCUCGAAUUAGUAACUACAAACAGUGCGAAGGUGAACUACGACCGACUUCGAAGUCGGAGGAGUCCCCGUUUCGCGCACUUGAUCAUGCGUCUUCAGUUCUGCGGCUGAAGAAGGCGAAGAUGGACGAAAAGGAAUCUACUGAAAAAGAACAAAAUGUAGAUGGUCUUCACACUGGCGGCGAGAUCGAGAUCGUUAAAGAGACUGGAGGACGAAGGAUGAUGCCAGGGCGGGGUGAACAAACGGGACCGAAGCUCCUGCAACAGGACAGCGAAAAAAUAGCACGCUUAGAAGACGCUGGAGGUGCUGCCAGCAGUUUCUCUGUAGUUAAUACUCCCGUAGCAGCGGGUGCUGUCUGCACAACAGUUGGAAAUAAACUACACACGACCACAAAUGCAGCAGGCGCAACUACGACUCCGCGUGGAAGCUGCAAGAGCGCCGAAGAGCGGAAAAAGUAUAGCGUCGAUCAUUUGCUUCUCGAUAUGUCAUCAACCCGCACACACGGAUAUUCGCAUGUUGAUGGUCCGCCGAAGACUAAAAAUCCAGCAGCAGCAGCGUCUUCUACUUCAUCUCCUAAAGGCGACAGCUACAAGAAUGUUGACCAAUCCCAAGCAACGUCGGUGAGAAAUAGCAGGAAACAGGAUCGCACGCCAGCGAGAAGAGGUGGAGUAACGAGAAAUGGACAGUUUUUCUGUGGCGGCACCAUCCCCGCUACGCCGUGCGUGACUUCCAGAAGAGGAGAUGGAAGGCAAAAUAGUGGCGCUUUCUUCCCUACUACUACUUCGAAUCAUGACCACAAGGCGGGCAACCUGGUGAAGACGACCAAUCAAACCGCGGAAUCUACUACUACUUGCAGUAGAAAUAAGGCAGCUGCAGAAGUUGUACCAGGUGCGGCCGCCAAUGCGAGGAACAAAAAAUACACUACUACUGGAUUCCAGCAACACCGUGGACGAAAUGAACAUCAACAAAACCAUCGCAAUUAUUCCUGUGCAGCGCCUUCAAUAUCGUCCCGCCGAUUGCGAAGCCGGAGUCGUGAGCACCACCGCGGCCGUGACUACCGGCCCUCGCGUGGCGCUCCAGCGCGGAGCGAGGUGCGAAGUCGGCUGAGCAGGUACAGCAGGUCGAAUUGUCGGCAAGGCAACUACGGCUUCCGGCGUGACAGCAGAAGUAGACUCGGCGCGAAACACGAUGAUAGGAGGAUGACUGGUCAUGUUUCGACUUCCAAUCGUAACGGCUACCAGAGCCAAAGAAGUAGAGGAGAAGGGCCUCGAGCAGCGGCAGCAUCGGUGUCAAGGAGUUGCAACUACUUUCGCAGCGGCCAGAACUACUUUCGAAAUCGCGCGCAGUCACACGCGACGAGUUUUUGCAAUACAAGAAGCGCCAGCGUGGCUCCUCAGUCGGGCAGUAGACGAACAAAUCAAAACCGCCACAGUCGUGGUUCCAGACCACACAGGGACAACUGCCACGCCUCCGUUUACGGAGCCGGAGCGGCGCUUGCCGGUGCAGGAGGUAAGGAUGGACGGAGGAGCAUGCGUACUACGGGGUACCCGACCCAAAGGAGGGCCGCGUCUAUUUCUUCAAAGAACACCAAGCAGAGUCAUCAUGAUUUGCGGAGGGAACAAGGUAAAAUUUUGCACGGUAUGAACAUGUCGCGCCCUCCUCGUGACAGGUCCUGCAGACAGUAUGUGGAUGCUCGUCGAUCACGGUCGCCCCCGCGCUGCAGAGAGCAACCUGGCAGCGUCCGGGCAGCACCGCACAGCCAGAAUAAGAACCGCAACUCUUCUAGAGGCCGCGCGAAGAUGAAGGAGCCGAGUGCGGCGCAUCCUGUUGCGGAAGCGGAAGAACGGAAGCUGGAUGAACCAGGAGAAAUAAACGAAUCCCGCCGGAGCAAAAGUCGUAUGAUUGCUAGACAAGCUCAACAAGCGACGAGUUCUGUUCAUUCUAAAAUGAAACGACCUCCCGCAACAUAUCUAAAGGAUCAAGAUGAGCAGCACUUUGCAAAUGAACAAAAACAUGACCACGAAGGUCCUGGAAAUACAAGUACAACUGCGGCAGAACCGAGAACAGCAGCAGGAAUAACUGUCACGGGCGAUGACCACGGUACCGGAGAGGCCGUUGUUGCAACGGCAAGCGGUCCAGUAGAUGGUGGCGUCGAGGCUCGUCGCCCACUAGGUUCAACAUCAGCUGCGCGACAUGGCAAAACUAGUACCCCGCAGUUGUUCGUCGUCGAGACGAACAUCAACCUACAGGGGCCUGCUGCCAGCACCACCUCCGCGGCAGAGAAAUUCAAAAUACACUGGAACGCAAAUAACGGAGCAGAUGAAGAAGGGUCCUCGUCGUCGUCGUCUUCUUCCUCGUCGUCGGAGGACGAGGACCAUGAAAACAAAAAAGAGAAGACGGUGCCCGUGCGCCUCAGAGACAACCUCGGCAGGUCUCGAGAAACGCGCAACGCCCAGCGUCGUGGUGUCGCUGGUGGUCUACUGCAACGCGGGGACGGUCGUGCUGCACCAAGUCCGGCUCGUGCUGCUCGUCGUGGUGAAAGUACUGCGCAAGGAAAAAAUUUUCUGGAGAAGGCAUCUCCUACGCCACAUGCUUCUGAUGUGUUUGGCACUUCAUUGCCGAGCAGAGUCGCAGGCACGGCGCAUGACAGAGUUGUAGAACCACGCCAGCGCCGUGAGCCGCGACAGUCAACGUUGAGAACAAACGCAGCACCAAGUUCCAGGAUAACUACAAACGACCAAGGCGUGGUCUAUCAACAAAAUAAGGGACCUCCACGCGAAGAUCAUGCGCAAAAAAAAUCGCCUCUGCGUGGUAGUUGCCGUCAGAACGACCGGAAUAUUAGAAGCCCCAGUCGUGUGAGAACAAACUAUUCGAAAGCACCAGCGGAGUAUCUUGCUGGUGGCGGCGGCGGGGGGCGAGUUGGAAUAAGCAAACUAGGUGGCCAACGCGACCGCCCGCUUCCAUACGAAAAAGUGAGCCCUGCCUCUCCGAGACACCAGACGCCUGGAGUGCUGGUCCGCCGUCUACAGUCUGUUCGUCGUGGGCGGUCACGGUCCCGAGGAGGGCUUCUACAACGAGGGGGUCGUGGUUGUCCUGCCUCCCCGAGACACCAGACGCCUGGACUUCUGCGCCGCAAGCUAGUUUCCCUCAGUCGCGGUCGAUCCCGAGGUCGGGAGGGUAGUAGCAGGAGGGAAGAUCCUCAUGCCGGUGCCGAUGAACAAGAAAGAAAACGGAAUUCUGUUCAUCUUAACCAUGGUUCUCGACAGAGUCGUGCGCCGUCUCGUGCCCCGGCGAAAGGCAAAGGCGGACCACGCCGGAGGGCCACACGGGGCGGUGCACCCAUGGGCCCAAUCAGAAGGUUCGAACUUGACCAAGAGCUGCAAGAAAGCGAUCCGCCAGAGGAACGAAAGCCGCGGGACGCGGACUUAUCGCUCGGCCGCGGCCGUAGUAUAGGAAGAGGCAAGCAAGUGGAGGUGUCCGCAUACGACGCGUCAACGCCUCGAUCCAGAAAACGAGCGCGCAGCAGGCAGUCGCAAGAUCACAUCAAGGACGCGGAAAACAAAGCCACGAUUGUGGGGGAUGAUGUUUCUCCACGCAGGGAAAAGGAAAAGAACCCCCACAGCGAAAUCGACACCGCUGGAAAAAAAGGAGGUACUCAGCUGAUUUACUUCCUGCGUUUCGAAACAUUUUUGCUUGCAGAUUUCAGAAGAUCAUGAAGAUGAUGACGGGACCCCAAGGGAUUUGCAACUACCACAACUUGAUCAGCCUUUGGGUUUCUUUAUGCACGAUAAAGAGAAAAUUGACGAAAAAGAGAAAGACUUGUUCCAUUUUGAUGGCCAUCAUCAAGAUAUUUAUGAAUAGGUGCACUUGUCGGGCUCGGGGGGAACAAGCGGCAGCGACUGGCCGAGUCUGGCGACGACAGAAGUAAAUCUCCCGGCAAGCAGGGGGCUUCUUUGCCGCUUAAGAAGAACAAGGCUCCUACACGAGCUCCGCAGCGGCCCUCCGCCAGCUCCUCCUCGUCGUCCUCCAGUGGCGGGGACGACAGCAGCAGCAGUGGCAGCUGCCAGGGUUCGCGUUCCUCAUCAUCCGAAGACGAGCGCCCACCCAAGGCGCCGCAGACGCGCAAAAAAAAGGUUGUUGAGGAACAGCCUGUUAAUAUCGCCAAGGAGAGUAGUAAGAGUAACCAAUCGCGGUCUAGAUCUAGAAAGCAAAAAGGAAGCAAAGGUAAAAAUGCUAUACCGGCGCAUACGCUCGAGUUGGAGUUUUUUGAUCGCCUUCAAAUAAAUUCGAAAAUUUUCAUUUACAUUUUGCUUUAUCGUAGCGUAUCUUUUGUCUCUCUCUCUAUGAUCUGAUGAAGCGGCCGCAUGUAUGAUAUUGUGACGAUUGACUCCACGAGCACGACUACACGCUCAAAUAGGUGCAGUCGGGCAGCAGGCGGAGCCGAAGGCAGCGAGAAGUGGCGUUGCGGUGAAAGAACAAGAGGAGAUGACCGGGCCGCUGCAACAGCAGCACUUACUGCCAAACUCGCAGCAGCCGCAUUUUCUGCACCAGCAGCCUCAGCCCCACUAUCUUAUGCAGGUUUUGGUACCUGCUCCAGCAGCUAACGCGGCGGCAGCAGCCGCGCAAAGUGGAGGUGUUCACUACGCACUGCCUGUACAACCUGUGUCGGCACCUCCCGCUCUGCAGCAAUCACAGAGCGACUCGGCGGGUGGUGCACCAGCGAGCUUCUUAGUAACGACGGGACAUGCUGCCCCUGGUGGCCCACCGGGUGCUCCUGGAGCCUCUUCUACCGCCGCAAUUCAUCAAACGACGCAGCGUACUAGUUUUUCUACCCAUCUAAUACGAUACCAAGUUUAACAACAAGUAAGCCUCGCAAGAACAAUAUUCCACCUUACGAAUAACUGCAGCGUUCGCUUCUUGAGCAAAAUGACAAAUGAAUCACAUACACAUACACAUUUUGCGAAUGAUCGGUUCUCUUGUACUUACUUACACUUUACGUUUACUCGUUGUCAUUUUUUUGCGUCCAUUGACAUCUCAUCUGCAAACUCCUUCUGUAACACAGAGCCAGCUCAUGCGCAAUGGACGACCUCCAAUGGUCCUCCGACCAUGCACGAGCGCUCUGCAAACUCAGCAAGUAGCACUUCUCGUUGCGCGCCGCAGGCGGCAAGCAGUACCAGCGGACAGAGUAGAAACAUGGUGGGUACAUCAACUGGAGCAGGUAGCACCAGAUCUGGAGGAAGCAAAGCGCGGCGUGCCUCUGCUGGGUCUUCGCGGCAGAAUGUCUCGUACCACAAUGCGAUGAGCGACCCCGUCACACAAAAUUGCAUCGCCCGGUUUGGGAAGUACGCACUGGCCCACCGCACAGUCGUCGACAAAUCUUUCAUGCUCUUGGUACCAUAGUAGCACAAGGACAAGAAGGAUGUAUUGUUUUUGCAUCAGGAUUAGCAAACCACGACCGUACUACAAUUCGACGCCUCGAUUUUGUCUUCAUUGUGUUUUAGUUUUUGAUUGAUGUCACUCAUAACAUUCACGAACUUCACCAUUCCACUUCAGUUCCUGCAAAAUCCGGAGCUCCACGAGCCGUUCUUCCAAAAGCUGCAGGCUGAGAGCCCGGAGGACCAAAUCAAAACAUCCCCGGCGGAUCCGCAACGGUUCGACUUGAGCACGUUCUAUCGCGAGUUGUGGAUCGAAUUGCUCGCGUCUCGACAAAAACAACAAAUGGCCCAGCGCCAGCGAUUCCAGCAGCAAGCGUAAGCAUUGCUAUUGGUGAAGAGCUGUCGUUCUUGAGCCGAAUCGUGUUGGAGUAAUCGAGCAACGCGAACAUCAGAGCAAUGAUGAAAAGGAAAAGAACAGCUAGUAGUUGCUGCCUCUCAUCAGACUUGAGCUCAUUCAGGUGCCGCCACGACGGGUUUGCUACGCUCGCUCCUUGUUCUUCAGAAAUGUCCUAAUAUGCCUUCAACAUGUGGAAGCUCGUUCACGACAAAAGAAAACACCUAAAGAAUAUAGAAAAGUGGUCAAGAAUUGUUGUCUGUAUAGCUGGUUUUGGAAAAAAUAUUUAUUUUGCAAGGUCCUGCAUCGACAAGAACUUGAUUUGUUGGAAAGUGAAGCCUGCUACCACUAUUUGUACCUAAAUGUUCUUUUCUGUUCCGACUUGACUACAUCUUCUACAUCUACAUAUACAAAGACUUAUGCUUAUGCGGGUAUGCACACACGGACUGAAAUCUGUUGCCGUCAUGCCCGUCCUUUUCGUACAAAGAGAAAAACAAAUCUUAAUAUUUACUCCACGACCACUCCCUUGUUCGUUUAUGAAGGUUAGUAGAUCUAGAAGAUUUUUGAUAUCAUGUGGCUUUCUCGUGGCUGUCUGUUCACCGCCACGGGGAAAGUGAUGAUCUGUCUGUGGUCUGCAAAAUUUCUCUGUGUUUUUGAACACAAAGAAGAAAACAUACAGAACGUCUAUGCGCUUGGCUCGGCUCGACAAGCGGAAGAGCCCGCCGGCGCGCUCAAAC